AUGGCUUUGUCGAAUCAAUGUCAAGUUCUCCGGUCGAAUUCUGAAAUGAAAUUUAGGAAUCCGAUAGUCUGGGAAGAUCUACCCGAUAUGGAGGUAAUUCGUGUUGGAGAAGUCUACUACAUGUCGGCGUCUUCCUUUGCCUUUUCUCCUGGUGCGCCAAUUCUUCGAUCAGAGAACCUCGUUGACUGGGACUAUAUCGGGCACUCAGUGCCAGAGCUUCCUUUUGUGAGUCGAUUUUGGCUUGAUGGCAAUCAUCAAGGUGCCUACGGCAAAGGUAUUUGGGCGUCGACGAUGCGAUAUCGUAAAAGCAAUGGCUCAUUCUACUGGUACGGGCCCAUACAGGGCACCGACAAGACCUUUGUCUAUACUGCAAGACGCCCUUCCGACCGUUGGACUCUAUUGGCAUUCAUCGACAAGUUCUACUAUGAUCUUGGUCUACUUAUUGACGAAGAUGACACUUUCUAUCUUGCCUAUGGCACAAAGGCCAUUCAAGUUGCCAGGCUCAGUCCUGAUGGAAAACACGAAAUCGAAAGCAGAGUUGUCUACGAGUCAGAGGAGUACCUCGAGGGAGCACGGAUGUAUAACAUCGAAGGUAGAUAUUACAUCUGGUUGACAAGACCUUAUGCCGGCCAAUAUGCCCUAAUGUCGCGAUCGGGCCCUUUCGGACCGUAUGAAUGUCGACAGGUCAUCAAAGAUAUACUCUCUCCCAUUGCUGGUUCGGGAAGCCCACAUCAAGGCGCUUUAAUCGACUCUACAAGUGGAGACUGGUAUUAUAUGGCUUUCAUGGACGGCUACCCAGGUGGACGCAUACCUGUCCUUGCCCCUGUCACGUUUGACCAGGAAGGUUGGCCGGAGGUAGAAGCGGAUUAUUCAGAGUCCCCGGGCAGAUGGUGUCUUCAAUAUUCCCAUCCCAGUCCUGAGAGUAAUCAUAGGCGAUCCAGUGCGUGUUUCAAAAGACAUUUGUUCAAGCAUAAUGCUUUGGAUCAUUGCUGGGAGUGGAAUCACAACCCCGAUAACUCGAAAUGGAGCAUUCAAGACGGGCGCUUGGUGCUCCAAACUGGCACCCUAACGGACAGCCUCCACCUCGCGACCAACACCCUCACCCACCGCGUCGUCGGUCCCAAGAGUAUGGCAACCUUCUGUUUCAACAUUUCUGAGCUACGAGACGGGGACAGAGCAGGUGCCUCCUUGUUCCGUAAUGAGAGUGCCUACAUCGGCAUACAUAAAGAGAAAGGGGUUUCACAGCUGGUCUGUGUACAAGAUGUGGUCACAGCUCCAAGGAAUGUUCCUGUGGGCUUCAUGAAUGGACGCCCAGUUGCACUUGACUGGGAAAUAAAGUCAAAUGGAUCCGUCAAGGCCGAAACAACGAUGGCUGGCGACCGGGUGUGGCUGCGAAUCAAGGCGGACGUCACGCCUGCUUUCUCACAUGGAUAUGAGAAAGAAACCCGGUUCGCUAAAUUCGAGUUCAGUUUUGAUGGGACCUAUUUCGAUCAACUUGGGCCAGAUUUUGCCCUCACCAAUGAAGCUGUAGGCUAUGUCGGAUACCGGUUUGCGGUCUGUAACUGGGCAACGGUUGCGCUUGGAGGACAGUUGUCAGUAGAAAGUUGUGAUGUACAAGCUUAUGACGUAAAUACCGAGUAG
Molecule: messenger RNA, 1641 nt
Organism: Fusarium oxysporum Fo47
Lineage: Eukaryota; Fungi; Ascomycota; Sordariomycetes; Hypocreales; Nectriaceae
Product: glycosyl hydrolase
Exons: 2
Coding region: 1-1641 (546 amino acids)
Biological process (GO): carbohydrate metabolic process
Molecular function (GO): hydrolase activity, hydrolyzing O-glycosyl compounds
Source: RefSeq, a predicted model, not a curated record